CAGCAGUCAAGAUGGACGUGGGCACGUUGCUGCGAGUGUCAAAGGAAGGGGGCGAGGCAGCGCAGGCUGUCGCCGAGCAGCGCGAGACCAUCUUGUUCUUGCUCAACACGGCACUGAGUGCCAACAAGACACACAAGGCACAAGACCACCAACAGCAGCAACCAGCGGAGGAGCAGCUGGCAGCUGUGCGUGCGCUGCGCAACUUCUGCCAAUUCGGCAGCCAUGUACAACAUGCCAUCACGGAGGAUGCAGCGCAACUGAGGCAGCUGGCACGCAAGGCCGCUUUUCACGUGAGGCGUGCUGAUGGUGUGGAUAACACGGUGUUCUCAACAACUCACGAGCAGGAACAACAACAACAACAGCAGCAGCAGCAGCAGCAGCAGCAACAGCAACAGCAGGAACAGGAGCAAGCCUGCGACAAUGAAGGCAGGACGUAUGGCUUCGCCACUGAGGAGACCUUUACAGCAAGCGAGCACGAAGCCUUGGCCAAGGCGUGCUUUCAGUGUCUGGCAAACUCAUGUGCGGGCAACCCAGCUGCGCAAGAAGCCGUGUGGCAGGCCGCCUUUCCACAAACACUGAGCGCCGGCGUUGCUUCAGCAAUCCCCAUCGUGAAGACAGCAGCGACCAUGAUCACAUAUACAUGCAUCAACUCGCACAGCCACUUACUGGAGCAGCUGUGCAGCGAGCACGCGGUGCUGGCCGCACACGUUGUACUGCAACUGGAGACUGUCGGCGACGAUAAAGAUGACCAGGGUGGUGAGAGCGGUGUGCGGCGGCAACAAAGCCACGAUCGAGACUGGGCCAUUUUCUUCGUGGAGGCACUCGUUGGCAGCCCACACUUUGCAUUACUGAUGCGCUCCGUGGUGCAGCUCGGACAACAACAGCAGCAGCAGCACAGUGCUGACAGUGGUGAGGCAGAUGAUGAAGAAAGCGAUGAGAAAGCGAGAGGUGAAAACGCCCAGACGGACGGCAGGGACGAUGAGACCAGCAAUGGAGACGAGGAGAAGAAGGACGAUGAGAAAGAUGAGAAGGCGAAACAGCACGACAAGCAGCAGGAAGAUGAACAACACAGGCAACAGCAUGAAGAUGGAAGUGGUCAUGGCGAGCGUGGAUCUACGAGCCGAUAUGAGAGUGCACGCGGCGUUCAGGCAAAGACGGCUGUCCUCAAGUUCUUGGAGGCACGCACCAGCGCACCCAUGCUGGCGCUGGUGGUGGACGGGACCUUGGACGCCAGUGACACAGCUGCGCACGAGAAUGCAGAACAGUUUCACAUCUCUUCAACUGCCAUCGCAUACCUCAAGCAGAAGUUCCAAGAGCUCUCCUUUCUGGCUGGGGACGAGGAGUGGUGGACAGAUACGCAACAGCGUGCCGCUGCGUUGCACUUUCUGCUCAUCACGCGCACACUCGCGAACCUCGCCAAGUUCACUUCCACCAACUUGCGUCGCGAUAUUGGACAGGGUGGUGUUAUCUCCGCUGCUGUUGAUCUCCUCGCUGCCUGCCGCUCAUGGAAGCAUCGAACGACAGCAGCAAAGAAGAGCACAGCAACAGCAACAGCAACAGCAACAGCCAACGCAACAGCCACAGCCACGACGGCUGCUACUUCUUCGGCACCUACUACUGCCACGACGAAUCAGGCCUCAACGGCAACGGCUGCGACCAAUGAUGAUGGCGGUGACGGCGUGUUUCCGUCGUUUGCAAAGGGCAUGGUGCGGGAUGUGAUCCGGCUCAUUGCCAACCUCGCUUACCUCUGCCGCGCCAACCAGGACACGUUCAGGCAACUCGAAGGAUUUCCGCCUCUGCUGGAGCGAUUCUUGCACGAUGACAACAACCCGUUCAUUCGAGAGUGGGCGACAGUGGCCGUUCGAAACCUGUGCGAGGGCAACGAGGACAACCAAGCCUUGCUCCGUGCAACCGAGCGCGUUCCAAAGGACGUCAUUAACAAAGAGGAACUGCAAUCCAUCUAUGGGGUGGACGUUGAGAUUGACGAGGCCUCUGGGCGAUUGCGUGUCAAGCAAACGCAACGAAAAUGAUCCAAGCUGUUCGGGCAUCGGUGGGUGUAUGUCUUCUGAGCAUUGUGAUAGCCUCUUCCCUGUGUGACAUGGCAAGCUGUUGUGUGUCACAAGCGCCACACAAGCGCCACACAACACACACAUCGAUUGUCACAACAUGAUGACACCGCCCACCGGCCUUCCGACACCAUAAAUCUCAAGGCCGCC
Molecule: messenger RNA, 2216 nt
Organism: Salpingoeca rosetta
Lineage: Eukaryota; Choanoflagellata; Craspedida; Salpingoecidae
Exons: 8
Coding region: 12-2030 (672 amino acids)
Biological process (GO): neuron projection development
Cellular component (GO): cytosol
Source: RefSeq, a predicted model, not a curated record